AUGCUGACUUUCUUAGCCGUUAUCCAACGAGUCAAGUCUGCUUCCGUCACGGUUGAUGGCGAAUUGGUCUCCAAGAUUGGCCGCGGACUUCUCGUUCUCGCAGGCGUGGGACGAGAUGAUACAGAGAGGGACAUAGACACCAUGAUUACCCGGAUCCUCAAAGCUAGGCUAUUUCCGGGGGACAAUGAUGCACAGGCAAGGGCUCCAACAACAGAUAUUGACGGCGAAGUGCUUUGCGUAUCACAAUUCACACUCUUCGGCCAACUCAAGAAAGGGAAACAACCCGACUUCCACGAAGCAGCCAAGGCUGAAGUCGCGCGGAGUCUAUACGACUAUUUCUACCGGCGCCUAAGCGAAACCUACAAACCUGAGCGGGUCAAAAAUGGGGUUUUCCAAGCGAUGAUGGAUGUCGAGUUAAUAAAUGACGGGCCGGUGGGUGUAGAUUACCGCAGUGAGGAUGCGGCGGUCACCAUCGAGAUUGACACGCAAUUACCGAAGAAAGAGAAGAUCCCGGGCGAUGGGAAAGGGGAGACCUCGACGGAAUCCAAGGCAGAAAGGGUUGAGUUCCAAUUGCCUGCAUCGCUCCUGGAGUAA
This is a messenger RNA of Aspergillus ochraceoroseus IBT 24754, 594 nucleotides long. RefSeq names its product D-aminoacyl-tRNA deacylase. Lineage: Eukaryota; Fungi; Ascomycota; Eurotiomycetes; Eurotiales; Aspergillaceae. Bases 1 to 594 code for a protein of 197 amino acids. Gene Ontology annotation, biological process: tRNA metabolic process. Gene Ontology annotation, molecular function: D-tyrosyl-tRNA(Tyr) deacylase activity. Gene Ontology annotation, cellular component: cytoplasm. The transcript is spliced from 4 exons. The record is from RefSeq and is a predicted model, not a curated record.